This is a messenger RNA of Chionomys nivalis (European snow vole), 1437 nucleotides long. RefSeq names its product zinc finger protein 75D (gene Znf75d). The transcript has 4 exons. The record is from RefSeq and is a predicted model, not a curated record. Gene Ontology annotation, molecular function: DNA-binding transcription factor activity, RNA polymerase II-specific; RNA polymerase II cis-regulatory region sequence-specific DNA binding. Gene Ontology annotation, biological process: regulation of transcription by RNA polymerase II. NCBI's taxonomy places the organism in Eukaryota, Metazoa, Chordata, Mammalia, Rodentia, Cricetidae.
AUGAGGAGGAAUGUGAAGGAAGAUAGCUGCUUCCGCACUCCCAUGGGGCAUGUGCAGAAAAGUAACCUGCCUAUGCAAGGUAGCUCAAACCAGAAUAGGGAGGGCAGGUCACAAACCAAACGGGCCCCUCCCGAGAGUGCUCAGCAGCACUUCCGGAACAUCUGCCACAACCAAGUACCUGGACCACUAGAUGCUGCCAGGAAGCUCCACGAACUAUGCUUUCAGUGGCUGAUGCCAGAGACCAACUUCGAAGAUCAGAUCCUGGAUUCUCUCGUGCUGGAGCAGUUCCUGAGCAUUCUGCCCCAGGGAGUGAGGAACUGGAUGCAAAAGCAUCACCCGGGAGAUGUCAAACAGACUGUGAGUCUGGUGGAAAGCUUGCAGAAGGAGCCUGAUGCAGUCCCCGACAAGGACUUGUUGACAUUUGACGAUAUCGACAUGCAUUUUUCUGAGACGGAAUGGCGUUUACUGGAUCCUUCUCAGAAGACACUGUACAGUGAGGAAAUGCUGAACAUCUACAAGAUGGCUGCCUCUCUAGGCCACACUGUUUUGAAUAAGUUUUACACAGAGUAUGAAGUUGAAUUUGAGGCUGAAUGUUUUAACUAUAGGUGUAGCACAAAUAAUAGGAAUCCAGAGACAGAAAUUGGGGUUCCACCUGAAGGGUUAAAGCCAGAAAAUGGCAAGGGAAACAAUCAGCCUGAAUCUGCCUCUACAUCAGAAAUAGAAGCAAAGCCAUCUAAAGUUUCAAACACCAGGAAGAAAGCUGCCCAGAAAAAAAACAGCAGAAAAAGCCGUGCAGACACACUCAGGGCACAGAAACGUGGUCAGGCUCAUCCCAGGAGGGGAACAGUGUCAGCUUCAGGUUGUAAAAAACAGGUUCCAAAACGUCAUCAAUGUCAGGAGUGUAAGAAAUGCUUCAGAGUUCCUGCUGAGCUUGUUAGGCACCAUAGAGUUCACACCAGAGAGAAGCCUUUUCCUUGUCAAGAGUGUGACCGGAGGUUCCGGUGGAUGUCAGAUCUGACAAUGCAUUCCCGGACACACAAAUGAAUAAAAUUAUAUAUGUGCUCCUGGUGCCAGAAGAGCUUUUCUCUCAACACAAACUUACAUAAACACCAAAGAAUUCAUACAGGAGAGAAACCCUAUAAGUGUCUGAAAUGUGAGAGAGCAUUUACUCAGAAACGUAGCCUGGUUAAACACCAGGUAGUCCACACUAAAGAGAAGCCCUAUUCGUGUAGCCUGUGUGAGACAAAGUUUAGCCGACAGUCCAGCUUCCUCAGACACAAGAAGACACGUUGUCAGGCAACAUGGCCAGGUGGAGGACAGUCAGUGACAGAUUGUAGAGAUUCCCAUGAUAAGAAUCUGUUACCAAAGAAGAUUGGGGAGAGGUAUGAUUUGCGUCCCAGAAAGAAAUCCACACUGUUCCCCACUCUUAACACUUAG